This is a messenger RNA of Colletotrichum destructivum, 1212 nucleotides long. RefSeq lists its product as uncharacterized. The coding region runs from base 142 to 1047 and encodes 301 amino acids. The transcript is spliced from 3 exons. NCBI's taxonomy places the organism in Eukaryota, Fungi, Ascomycota, Sordariomycetes, Glomerellales, Glomerellaceae. The record is from RefSeq and is a predicted model, not a curated record.
AUUCAACCCAUUGAUCCAGUCGAUAUGCGCUGAGUGACUUACGAUUUAAGGAUUCACCUUGACCCAGGUCUUGCUUGCCACGUCUCUUGCUUCAUUUUCCAGUGAUUACGCCCAGUCCAAGCGUAUUACUUCGAUUUGACAAUGUCCGCCGUCGGCCUCGACCCCGCCCAACGACUUAGAGAUCGGAAGCCGAUCCCGAAGCCGGUUCCGGCAUAUCUCCCGACUGCUGGCUCAGUGCUCACAGUCGACAAGGCGCUGUACGAUUCUGCGCAACAAGCGCCACGAGUCCUAGUCGAACAGUUCACUUUGCCGAUUCGCUCCGGACGGGCAUGGAGAGCACCGGCAGGCUCCAUCGUGAGGAUCAGCACGCCCGAGGGUCCUCAAGUCGGUGACCUGAACAUCUGGAACGCACACAACCCCCGCGAGCGCUUCUGGGCGAGCCGCACGAAGCAGCUGCAUGCAAGCCACGUCUCCACGGGCGACCGUCUGUGGUCCAAUCUGCCCUACAUGCGGCCCCUGGCGACCAUUAUCAAGGACUCACUCGACUGGUACGGCGAGGACGAGCAUGGGGGACGCGUGCACGACCUGCUCGGCACGCGGUGCGAUCCCUACAUCAACACCGUCCUCAGCGGCGGCAGCUACGACUUCCAGUGCCACUCGAACCUGACCCGCGCGGUAUUGCCUUAUGGGCUGAACGAGGGCGACGUGCAUGACGUGAUCAACAUCUUCCAGGUCACAGGGUUGGACGACAAGGGGCGGUACUUCAUGAACCCUUGCCCGGCGCAGCCCGGGGACCACAUCGAGUUCCUGGCGGAGCAGGACUUGCUGAUGGCGCUGAGUACUUGCCCCGGCGGCGACUUGUCUCUCUGGGGGUUUGGUGAGGAUAGCGAGGAGGAGAUGAUCAAGUGCUGCCGGCCGCUGAAGGUUGAAGUCUUCCGGCUGGAGGACGAGGGUCUCUUGCAGCGCGGCGGGUGGAAGCCUGCCGAGGUAUCGCAAUACCAGGGGAGACACGGAAUGAACAUUCCCUUGGGAGAAGUUCGCAACUGAGUUGCGCGGGGUGCUCCCAAUGGUGAUUGUGUAGUCUUCACAAGACAUUGUAUUUUCAACGCCUUCGUUAGCGGAUGGCUAUUUAUUGCAUGAGAGGCGAGAUCCCGUGGUUGUAAACCCUUGGAUAGAGCUGAUGAUGAACGAGUUUAUUUGUCACGAGAACAA